This is a messenger RNA of Arabis nemorensis, 864 nucleotides long. Lineage: Eukaryota; Viridiplantae; Streptophyta; Magnoliopsida; Brassicales; Brassicaceae. The record is from the annotation of a GenBank genome assembly.
AUGAAUAUCAUAAAAAUUCUAAACACUCCUGGAUCACCUGGAUUCUCUAAACUGCUUACGGUGGGUGUUAUUGGUUGUCUUGGAGUUUCUACCGUUGCUAAUUCCAUCUACAAUGUCGAUGGAGGACACCGAGCCAUCGUGUUUAACCGAAAAGACGGUAUCAAAGAGAAGAUUUAUCCAGAGGGUACACAUUUUAUGUUACCAUGGUUCGAAAGGCCAAUUAUCUACGAUGUUCGAGCACGACCUUACGAAGUGGAUACCGACACUGGAAGUCAUGAUCUUCAAAAGGUNAAAAUUGGACUUAGCGUUCUUACGCGUCCUAUGGGAGACCGCUUGCCUCAUAUUUACAGGACACUCGGUGAGGAUUACGUAACACGGGUUCUUCCUUCAAUCAUCAAUGAAACCUUGAAAGCAGUGGUGGCUCAGUACAAUGCAAGUCAGCUCCUUACACAGAGAGAAGCUGUGAGCAGGGAAAUACGCAAGAUUCUGACAGAGAGAGCAUCAAAUUUCGACAUUGCUCUAGAUGAUGUCUCAAUCACAAGUCUAUCAUUUAGCAAAGAAUUCACAGAUGCAAUCGAGUCGAAACAAGUCGCGGCUCAAGAGGCAGAACGUGCUAAGUUUGUUGUCGAAAAGGCCGAGCAAGACAAGAAAAGUGCUGUUAUCCGCGCCGAGGGAGAAGCUAAGAGUGCUCAACUCAUAGGACAAGCGAUUGCGGACAAUGAAGCGUUUAUCACUCUGAGAAAGAUCGAAGCUGCAAGAGAGAUUUCUCAGACCAUAGCUAGAUCGGCAAACAAGGUUUUCCUCAGCUCGAGCGAUCUUUUGCUUAAUCUCCAAGGAAUGAACUUGGAGCCUAUCCCUAACUAG